Molecule: messenger RNA, 9194 nt
Organism: Adineta steineri
Lineage: Eukaryota; Metazoa; Rotifera; Eurotatoria; Adinetida; Adinetidae
Source: the annotation of a GenBank genome assembly
AUGGCGGCUGUUGCACCGCGUCUUUUAAAACCACCAACAAUUCGACAAAUACCCGAUGAUCCUACACGUCUCUUUCUUGAAUGUCAAAUCCAAGGUACACCUAAGCCUGAUAUAACAUGGUUUCAAAAUGAUACUAAAAAUUUAACAACAUCAACUAAACAUAAACAAACAAUUAAACUUUCAACAGGAAAUAAUUAUGACGUAACACUCGAGAUUACUAAUCUUACUGCGACAGAUUCUGGGACAUAUAAAAUUAUUGUUAAAAAUAAAGCUGGUGAAAUUACAGCUAAUGUUAAUUUAAAUCUUUCAACAGAUGAUCAAACUGAAUCAACAGCUGGUGUCAAUAGUUCAAUUAAUGGUACAACACCAGUAUUUACUCAAAAACCAAUUAUAAAACAAGAUAAUGGUGGAAAACGUUUAAUAUUUGAAUGUAAAAUAUCAGCUGAACCGAAACCAGAUAUAGUUUGGUCACGUGAUGAUAUUCUAAUAGAAGAUUCUGGUCGUUAUCUUAUUUAUUGUGAUACUUUACCAAAUAAUUCGUAUCUUGCAUGUCUUGAAAUCGAUGAUGUUAAUACAUCAGAUGCUGGCAAAUAUAAAGUUUCAGCGAAAAAUAAUUUAGGAGAAACCAAUGCUAAUAUUGUUUUAAAUCUUGAUCAAGAACAAAAUGUUACUGGUAAACCCAUAUUCAAUCAAACACCACAAAUUCGUAUGUUUGAAGAAUCAGUAUUAUUAGAAUGUCGUUGUACAGCUGAUCCAAUACCGAGUUUUAUAUGGACAUUUGAUGGAAAACCUAUAACGAUUGGAACAAAAUAUAAGCAAGGAAUGUUAACAGAAGGAACUACACAUACAAUAUUUCUUGAAGUAUCUCAAAUCACAAAAAAUGAUUCGGGAAUAUAUAAAGUCACAGCAACAAAUGCGAAAGGUGAUGGACAAGCAAAUAUUGAAUUAAAUAUUGGAGAAAUUAAUUUCAAAUUACCCGAUGGUGUUGCACCCUCAUUUCUUGGUAAACCAAUGAUCAAACAAACUAAUAAAAAUGCAACUAUUCAAAUCGAUAUUACUGCUGAUCCUAAUCCAUCAUUACAUUGGAGUAAAGAUGGAAAAGAAUUAUCAAAUGUUACACGUAUUGAAAAAAAAGGCGAAAAUAAAUAUACAAUUUUUCUUGAUAUUAAGAAUUUAACUUCAUCGGAUAGUGGUAUUUAUAAAUGUACAUUAUCGAAUGAAAUUGGUACAGCUGUUGCUAAUAUUGUUCUUAAAGUUGCUGGUGAUAAAGCGAAUUUAGAACAAUUAGAUCGAAUAGCUCCAGCAUUUGAAAAACCAAAAAUUACAAAAGAUUUAAAACAAAAAACAAUUAAAAUUGAAUGUCGUUGUAAAGGAAAAUUAGAACCGAAAAUCAUAUGGAAAAAAGAUAAAAUUGAAAUAAAAGAUAAAUUAAAUAAAUAUAAAAUUAGUAAAACAAAAGGAACAGAUGAUACAUACACAUUUACUCUUGAGAUUCUUAAUGCGACUUCAACUGAUAAUGGUGUUUAUAAAAUCUUAGCAAAAAAUGAUGCUGGUGAUUCUCAAGCAUUAAUUAAUUUAAUGAUCGAUACUGAGGCAGCACCACCAAAGGAUGAAGAAGCAAAGAAAAAAGCUCAAGAUAAUGCAAUACCAACAAUAUCAACUCCAACUGAGAAUAAUUCCGAUGAAAAUGAUCGUCGUGUACCUAAAAUUCAAACUGAAGAAUCAUUAUAUGAAGAAGCAGGACCACGUCGUGCUAAAACAACUGAUCGACCUAAACGUCCUUCAGCAUCGAAUCUUAAUGUUAUCAGUGAAAAUCCACCAACUCUUCAAAUACGUACCGAUCAACCAGAAGAGACGGGUAUUAAUGAUGAUUCACCUGGUUCUCGUCGUUCAAGUGCAAUAGAAGAACGACGACCAUCACUUCGUCAUGUUGAUCAAGAAAAUUUACUUAAAGUUAGACGAGAUUCAAAAACUAAACGACCAUCAUUAGCUGAAGUUGUACCUGGUUGGCCAGCUUUAAAUAAAGUUAAACGACCAGAAAAGGAAAAAGAAUCAUUUGUCGAACCAUUACGUGACAUAAAAUGUAAAGAAGAAGAUGGUGAAAUAACUUUUCAAUGUACGUUUUGUAAACCAAGUACACGAAUACGAUGGCUUAAGAAUAAAGUCGAAAUUUUUCAUGGUUUAAAAUAUCAUUUUGAUUCAAGUGGAGCUAAACAAAAAUUAACUAUUUAUAAAUUACAUCCAGAUGAUUCAGGAAAAUAUUUCUGUCGUGUUAAUGAUAUUGAAACAUCUGCAUGGCUUGAAGUACAACCUGCUAAACCAUUGUAUGAUUUUUAUAAAGAAUUACCACCUAGAAUGGAAGUAUUUCGAACAAAACCAACUAUACUUGAAUGUCAUGUUAAUGAUCCAGAUGCACCUGUUAAAUGGUAUAAAGAUGGAGUUCUUAUUGAGCUUGAAAAAGAUAAACGUAUGAAAUAUCAUCAAGAUAUGACACGAUGUAUUUUUCGAAUUAUGAAAACAACAAAAGCAGAUGAAGGUGAAUAUACUUGUCAAAUUGAUGAUGAUCGUGGUAUUAAAACGACUGGUUAUCUCUAUGUGGAAGAACCACAAUGGCGUUUUGAAACAAAAUUACCUGGAACAUUAGAAGCUGAUGAAAAAGAUAAAAUUGAACUUGAAUGUAGUGUUCAAGAUGAAGAUGCUGAAUGUGAUUGGUAUUUUGCUGGUGAAAAAAUUCUUCCGGAAUUAUAUCCUGAUAAAUAUGAAAUAAUAUCCUAUGGAAAAGUUCGUAAAUUAAUUAUUCGUAAUUUACAUGCAAUUAAUGAUAAAGGAAAAUAUGAAUGUCGAACUGGUGUUAUGACAACAUCCUGUGAUGUAUCUGUUCGACCUGCACUUCGUAUUGAAAAAGGUUUAAAAGAUAUUGAUGCAAUUGAAGGUGAUGAAAUUACAUUAGAAGUUGUAUUAUCGAAAUCAGAUACAAGAGGAAAAUGGUUAAGAGAUGGAAAAAUUCUAUAUCCAGAUCAAAAUAUGGCUAUUCUUAACGAAGGAAAUAAAUUUAGAUUAAAAUUUAAAAAUUUAGAUUUAAAAGAUGCAGGAGAUAUUUCAUUUCAAUGUGGUGAUCUAAAGGACAGUUGUAAGAUCACUGUAAAAGAAACUGAAAAACCACCACGAAUUGAUGCAAGUCGAUUUGCAAAAUCAGUGACUGUUAAAGCCGGUCGACCACUUGAUCUUGAAAUUCCAUAUGAUGCUUAUCCUUCACCAACUAUGAUUUGGACAAAAGAUGGAAAAAUAAUUUCACCAGAAGAUUACUCAUUAUGUCAAACAUCAAUCGAACCAAAAAAAUGCAAAUUAAAUAUUGAAAAAUCAAAACGAACGGAUACAGGCAAAUAUGAAUUAACAUUAAGAAAUACUAAAGGGGAAAUUAAAAUACCCAUUGAUGUUACUGUUCUUGAUCGUCCUGGUAAACCAGAAGGUCCAAUGAAAGUUAGUGACAUGACAAAAGAAACAUGUUUAGUUUCUUGGAAACCUCCAUUGGAUAAUGGUGGAUGUUCAAUUGAAAGAUAUAUUGUUGAAAAACAAGAUGUUGGACGUGGUGGUUGGACGCCAGCUGGUGAAGUUAAUGGUGACAAUACAUCAUUACGUGUAACAAAAUUAAUAUCGGGAAAAGAAUAUUUAUUUCGUGUACGUGCUAUUAAUAAAGAAGGUGAAAGUGAUCCAUUAGAAACUAGUGGAGCAACAUUAGCAAAAAAUCCAUUUGAUGAACCAAGUGCACCUGGUAAACCAGAAAUAUCGGAUUGGGAUAGAGAUCAUGUUGAUCUUGAAUGGGAAACACCGAAAAAUGACGGUGGCGCACCAAUUGAAAAAUAUAUUAUUGAACGAAGAGAAAAAGGACGUGAUCAAUGGCAAAAGGGAGCUGAAAUUGAUGCUGUACGAAAUAAAGGUGCUUGUGGUGGUUUAUCUGAAGGCAAAGAAUAUGAAUUUCGUAUUAUUGCUAUGAAUAAAGCUGGUUCAUCAGAACCUAGUGAACCAUCAAAUAUUGUUCUUGCUAAAUCACGUUUCUUAAAACCACGUAUCAACAAAGUUAGUUUAAAAUCUGUUACUGUGAAACAAGGUCAACCAGUUACCUUAGAAGCUCCAUAUGCUGCUGAACCAAUUCCAACCAUGACUUGGCUACAUGAAACAACUGAACUUAUAUCUGAUGAUCGUAUACAAAUGACACAAACUGAUAAAAUAGCUAAAUUAAAUAUUAUUAAAUCAGUUCGAUCUGAUACAGGUCGAUAUAUAAUUCGUUUAGUUAAUAGUUCAGGAACAGACACAGCUGAAUGUGAUGUUAUCGUUCUUGGUCCACCAUCAAUGCCACGUGGACCAUUAGCAAUAAAAGAAGUUACAAAAUCAAGUGUAACACUUUCAUGGCUACCACCAACAGACACUGGUGGAAAAGAAAUUACAAAUUAUGUUAUUGAAAAACGAGAUAAAAAAACGGGUGAUUGGGUACGUUGUAAUGAUCCUAUUAAUGGUACACAAGUAACAAUAUCAAAAUUAAAAGAAGGACAUGAAUAUGAAUUCCGUGUUAUGGCUGAAAAUGCGAAUGGUCUUUCAGAACCAUUAAUAACUGAAAAUGCUAUUCUUGUUAAAAAUCCAUUUACUGAACCUGGUCAAACAAGUGUACCGGAAUGUGUUACACGUGAUCGUAAUCGUAUUGAAAUUAAAUGGAAUCCACCGAGAAAUGAUGGUGGUAAUCCAGUGAAAGGUUAUAUUAUCGAACGACGAGAGAAAGGAACGAAGAAAAGAGAAUGGACAAAAAUAAAUCGUAACGAUUAUCAUAAAGGAACGAAUUUUGUCGAUGAAAAUGUAACAGCUAAUAAAGAAUAUGAAUAUCGUGUAUCAGCUGUGAAUGAUGCUGGUCCAGGUGAACCAAGUGAUGCGUCACAUGGUAUUUUUGCUAAACCAGAAAAAGAAAAACCUUCAUUCGAUCUUAGUGCAUUAACUGGUGGACUUGGUAGAAAAGAAAUUCAUGUCAAAGCUGGCGAACCAUUAACAAUUGAUUUGCCUAUUGAUGGAUCACCAACUCCAACAAUUACAUGGAUAAAAGAUGGUGAACUUGUACAAGCUACACGAGAUACUCAACUUGAACAUGAUGAUACUCAUGCUAAAUUACAUAAACCAAUAUCAAAACGUUCGGAUACAGGAAAAUAUAAGAUUCAAUUAAAAAAUGAUUCGGGUGAAGAUGAAUGUGAUAUUAAUGUUAUUGUAUUAGAUAGACCAGGAAUACCUGAAGGUCCAUUAGAAGCAACAGAAACAACAAAAGAUACGGUUUCACUUCAAUGGAAAGUACCCAAAGAUAAUGGUAAUGGAGACAUUACAGGUUAUAUCAUUGAAAAAUGUCCAGAAAAUUCUGAUCGAUGGGAAAAAGUCUCAGGUGUAUUUACAAAACCACAAGGGACUGUUAAAGAUUUAGAAACAAAUAAAAAAUAUAAAUUUCGAGUUAAAGCUGAAAAUAUCUAUGGCAUCAGUGAACCAUUAGAAACAACAUCAACAAUAAUUGUUAAACCACCUUAUGAUCCACCAGAUGCGCCUGAUACACCUGAAAUUACAGAAUAUAAUUCAACAUAUAUAAAACUUAAAUGGGAUAGACCGAAAAAUGAUGGUGGAAAUCCAAUAACUGGUUAUAAUAUUGAAAUGCGUGAAAAGGGUGGUAAAAAUUGGAAAUCAUGUAAUAUUGUUCCAACUAAAGCAACACAAUAUACUGCAUCGGGUUUACGUGAAGGUCAAACAUAUGAAUUUCGAGUAGCUGCUGUAAAUGAUGCUGGAGCAGGAAUACCAUCAAAAUCUACAAAAGCACAAAAAGCUGAAGUACCUAUAUUUCCAGCUGAUGCACCUGAUCAACCUAAAGUUGAUAAAAUUACCAAAGAUUCAGUUACACUUUCAUGGAAAAAACCAUUCAAUGAUGGUGGAAGUAAAAUUACUGGUUAUAUCAUUGAAAAACGAACAGCAGAUAGUCAAGACUGGAGUGAAGUCAUUGAAUUACUAGUUCGUGAUUCUUCAUAUACAAUACCUAAUUUAAAUGAAGGUAGUAAAGUAUCAUUUCGUAUUCGUGCUAUUAAUGGUGUUGGUCCAAGUGAACCAAGUCGAUCAACAGAUACAAUUACUAUUGAAGAUCAACCAGAAAAACCAUCAUUUCUUGAUUUACAUGGUAUUAAAGAUAUAACAAUUAAAGCUGGUAAAGAUUUCGAAGUGCAUAUUCCUUAUAAAGCUAUACCAAAAGCACAAGCACAAUGGUUUAUUGAUGAUAAAGAUCUCGUUGCUGAUGAUCGUGUUGAUAUUAAAACAUUAGAUAAUGUAAUUACAUUACUUAAUCGUAAAGCUGAACGAAAUGAUGCUGGUUUUUAUAAAUUAGUAUUAAAAAAUAGUGAAGGUACAAAUCAAAUUCAAUUUCGUGUGACUGUUCUAUCUCCACCAACAAAACCAGAAGGUCCAUUAGAAGCAACAAAUAUAACUGCUGAAGGAUGUACAUUAAGCUGGAAACCAUCGAAAAAUGAUGGUGGUAGUGAUAUAAAACAUUAUAUUGUUGAACGACGUGAACCUGGAACAGAUAAAUGGAUAAAAGUCGGUCCACCUGUAUCAGGCACAACAUAUGAUGUUAAAGGUUUAGAUGAAGGAAAAAAUUAUGAAUUUCGUGUUAGUGCAGAAAAUGAGAAUGGUCUCUCGGAACCUUUAAUUAUUGAUGCAGCAAUUAAAGCUAAGUGGCCAUUUAAACCACCUGAAGCGCCUGGUAAACCUGAAUGUAUUGCACAUACAAGUGAUUCAAUUACAUUACAAUGGACAAAACCAGAGAAUGAUGGAGGAAAUCCUGUACGAGGUUAUAUGAUUGAAAAGAAAGAAAAAGGAACUAACAGAUGGAUUCCUGUUAAUCGAGAACCAAUUUCAGGUAUUGAAUACACAGUUCCAGGUCUUACUAAUGGUAAAGAAUAUGAAUUUCGUAUUGCUGCUACGAAUAAAGCUGGUCCAGGAGAUUAUGCUCAAACCGAUGGUUCUAUUCAAGCUCGUCCACCUGAUGUUGCUCCACAUGCUGUUGGUUUUAGUGCAUUUAGUCCAAAAGAAAUCAUUGUUCAUGCAGGUGAAGAUCUAAGAAUUCCAGUUCCAUUUAUUGGUUCACCUGCACCACAAGUUAUAUUUGCAAAAGAUGGUGAAGAGAUAAAAGCAGAUGAUAAUACACAAAUAACAAUUAAAGAUGGUAUUGCUGAACUUAUUAUACCAAAAGUUAAAGGUGGCAGUAGUGGAUUAUAUUCAUGUACUUUAAAAAAUCAUCUUGGACAAGAUACCGUACAAAUGAAAGUUAUUGUUGUUGAUAAACCAGAUACACCCGAAGGUCCAUUAGAAAUUAAUGAUAUAAAACCAGAUUCAUGUGUAUUAACAUGGAAACCACCAAAAAAUGAUGGUGGUUCACCCAUAAGUAGUUAUAUAAUUGAAAAAUUUGAUACGAAAAAAGGUGAAUGGCAAAAAGUAUCAAGUUUUUGUCGUGUACCCUUCUAUGAAGUAACUGGACUUAAAGAAGGUUCAGAAUAUAAAUUUCGUGUUUCAGCUGAAAAUCUUUAUGGGCAAAGUAUACCACUGGAAUGUGAAAAAUCAAUUAUUGCAAAAAAUCCCUAUAAUGCACCACAAGGUCCAUCGAAUAUUGAAAUUGGUAAACAAACCGAAAAUUCAGUUACAUUAAAAUGGAAUAAACCAAAAAAUGAUGGUGGCUCAAAAGUAAUUGCUUAUCAAGUUGAAAUACGUAAACCCGAUAGUGAUAUAUGGGAAAUGGCAAAUGAUUUUCCAAUUAAAGGAAAUGAUUUUACAGUUGAUAAUCUUCAAACAGGAAAACCAUAUGAAUUUCGUGUUAAAGCAAAAAAUGCUGCUGGUUGGGGAGAAUAUACUAAACUCGAUCGACCAGUUACACUUAAACCUGAUAGUGUUGCACCUUCAUCACCCGGUAUGCCGGAAGUAAAAAAAGUUGGUAAAAAUCAUAUAGAAUUAGCUUGGACAUCACCAACAGAUGAUGGUGGUGCAAAAAUUACGGGUUAUAUUAUUGAAAAAAAACCUAUUGGAAGUGAUCAAUGGGUUAAAGCCUUACCUUAUAUGUCAGUUGAUAAUAAUGCUACAAUAACUGAUUUGCCAGAAAAUGGCGAAGUUGAAUUUCGUGUUAAAGCAGUUAAUAAAGCUGGUGAAAGUGAACCAAGUUCAACAACUGGUCGAGUUAAAAUAACUGAAUAUCCAAAUGGACGAGUACCUACAUUUGUUAAAAAAAUAACUGAUACAAAUGCAUCUAUGAAUAGUGAAGCUAUAUUUACAAUUGAAUAUGAUAGUAAUCCAAUACCAGAAGUAAAAUGGUUUCGUAAUGGAUUAGAAUUAAUAACUGGUGGUCGUUGUCGUAUUACUACAAAUGCUGAUGAAUCUAAAUCGAUAUUAACAUUUACUGAAACAUGGGAAAGUGAUAAUAAUUCGAAGAUUUCAUGUGAAAUUAUUAAUCCACUUGGUAAAGAUAGUUGUGAAGCAAAUUUUCAUGUUAAAACACCACCGAAAAUUCCUCGUGAACCAGAUGAACAACGAGUUUCAUUGGGUGAUACAUUAAAAGUUAAAAUUCCAAUAAAUGGUAAAGGUCCAUUUACAUUUAAAUUAAAAAAAGAUGAUCAAUCAUUAAUUGACGAUGAUCGAGUACGUAUUCAAGAAUAUGAUGAUUAUAUUGCUGUUACAAUUCCUGAUAUUGAACGAAAUGAUGGUGGAAAAUAUUCACUUAAUAUUGCAAAUGAUUCCGGUUCAUGCAAUGUACCAUUAAAAGUUAAAGUCGUUGCUCCACCAGUUUCUCCAACAGGCCCACUUGAAAUAUCAAAUAUAUCGAAAGAUCAUGCAACAGUUUCUUGGAAACCACCAAAAGAUGAUGGUGGUAGUAAAAUAACUGGUUAUAUUGUUGAAAAACGUGAUACAUCAAAAGGAUCAGAUGCUUGGAUACCUGUUACACAAAAUUGUAAAGAUACAACAUUUACUAUUCCAUCAUUACUUGAUGGACAUGAAUAUGAUUUUCGUGUUAUGGCUAUGAAUGAAAAUGGUACAAGUGAACCAUUACGUUCAUCCUCAUCAAUAAUUGCUCAACUUCCAUUUAAACCACCUGGUUCACCUGGACAACCAGAUGUCAAUGAAAUAACAAAUAAUAGUGUUAA